Messenger RNA from Microthlaspi erraticum, 408 nucleotides. Lineage: Eukaryota; Viridiplantae; Streptophyta; Magnoliopsida; Brassicales; Brassicaceae. The record is from the annotation of a GenBank genome assembly.
AUGAUCAAAGAAGUUGGGAGUGUGAAAGGAGUGAUGAAAGAGCCAAAGAAAAAGUUGUUGGUGACAGUGAAUGUUCUUGGAAGUGUUGGUCCUAUAAGGUUUUUAGCUAAUGAAGACGAUAAAAUUUCAAGUGUCAUUAACACAGCUUUGAAAGCAUAUGCUCGUCAAGGGAGGUUCCCGGUUCUAGGGUUCGAUGUCGAUAGCUUCAGUUUCUACUCCAUUAAUGCCAGAUUCAACAGUUUGAAUCCACAAGAGAAGAUAGGUUCGAUGGAUGUAACGAAUUUCUUGCUGUGCAAAAAAGAGCCAAAGAAACUCGAAAAGGUCGAAGGAAAAAGAGAGAGUAAAGCUCGGGGAGGCCAUGGAUGGAAAACUCGUCUCCUUAAGUCCUUAUUAAGAUACAAGUUGUAA